This is a messenger RNA of Cuscuta campestris, 1119 nucleotides long. NCBI's taxonomy places the organism in Eukaryota, Viridiplantae, Streptophyta, Magnoliopsida, Solanales, Convolvulaceae. The record is from the annotation of a GenBank genome assembly.
AUCGUUGUUCUGGUCAAAAUUUUCAAAAAAAAAAAUUAUCCGUUGGCAGCAGCAUUAACUUCUCCAACAGCCAUAUUUUUGAAAAUCAGGCCGUUGGAGACCACCUUUUCUAUAAAUUGGGACCCCCCUCUCUUCCCUUUUACACACACAAACAUAAAUUCCUUCAAUAUCUUCACAUAUUUCAUCCUCUCUACUCUAAUUUUUUUUGAGAUUUCUUCACCAUGGGCAAAGACAAGAGCAGGGCUGCCUCGGGCCGCCCAUCCAUCCACUCCGCCAACCCCGAAGGCCUCCUCGUCCUCUACAUCGUCUCCCGGAUCAUCAAACCCAGGAAGCACGGCCACACCAUCAUGCACGGUGAAGACCUCAAGCUUAUCCAUGCGAUCAUGCAUUCAGCCCCAAUCAAUUGGGCAAAGUUUGUCAUGAUCAACAUGACGAUUGCCGCGUCCACCGAGCACGACCACCCCCUCCCGUACCCGUUUUUGGUGAUGGACAUCCUUGAACGGUUCAAGGUAACCACCACCGUUGGCCCGCUCUCGAAGGCCACGAAGAUUUGGACAAUCAGCAACCAAACCUUCAUCAAGCGGUCGGACAACGCCGCGACUGCCACUGCCGCGCCACGCCGCACUGCCACUACCACUGGCCCAGCCGAACCCCUGGCCCGGGCCAACCUCGGCUCCAUCGCCGACUCCCUCAACCGGCUCCACCUCAAGGUUGACGGGAUGGGGAGCUACCUUGAAUGGCUCGACGUGGCCGAUCAACGCCAAGGGUACGCCAUGAACGCAUACUUCCAAGGCAUCAACUACUUCCCGCCACCACUCCACGACACCUUCCUCGGCGAAGUCUACGGUGAUGAAGACGAAGAGGAUGAGUCCUUCUCCCAGUCAAGCUCCCCGGACGAGGAUCAGUUUGACGAUGCCGUUGAUGAUGAUGAAAUGGACGUCAACGACGACGAGGAGGAAACCGAAGACGAAGCCUAGGACUCCCCUAGCAUUUCUUUCUUUUCUUUCGUUUAUCCUGUUUUUAAUGCUUCCGUUGUACUCCACUAUUUCCUUUAAUAAAUAAAAUCAUCUUUUCUCUUUUUGUUAAUGUCAAAAGGGGGAAGAAAAGGGCUAUGCAUAU